GACGUAGGACGAUGAUACUGAUACGCAAAUAUAUAUUUGUAUUCUUUGGGUUUUUGUUGACAUUCAUUUGGUUAAGUCACAAUGGUAAUCAGCCAAAGAAAGGCUUGGAGCAUGUUGCACCUGUAUCAAUAAAGACGACUUUGACAUGGUUGAAGCCAAGUUUCCAUUUCAGAAAGGCGCGGAUUCGUGAUCUUGUGCGCAAAGACUCUCACAGUCUCAAAAUUGUGGAUCGAUUUGCCGAAAUUGAUUCGGCUGAGAUGGAAAUAGCAGAUAACCAAAUAGUUGCCGAUUUAAUAUCAAAUGUGGAGUAUGAAACCACCGGUAAUAAAUUCAGCUCUGGGGAUAAGCCAUCGCGGUAUUUUGUGAAUAGUACGAAAUGCAAGAUGCCCUACGCCGAUCCCUUCUCUCGUGAGGCAUUGGAAAUCUAUCAUCCAGCAAAGCUGAAGGUCUGCACCAAUGAGUCCGACACCUUUUAUCUGAACUACGACCAGCACACAAAGCACUACAAGCUCUACGUUAAUGAGAAGAUCUUGUCCAAACUGAAGCCUCACGUGAGCCAAUUUAAAUGCAAUUAUCGUGCAGUAACACGAGGCACCAAUGAGGACCCUGAUCGUCACAGCGACAUACAUUCUCCAAUAUACUUUCGAGGCAAGUGCACGCUGCCACAGAAUUUGAGCGGAAUUAUUGUGGAAUGCCAUGAUGCACACAAUAUUUCAGCGAUUGUGCAACAGGAUGCAUUUUCCCUGGUGCAAGUAUAUAAUAAGGAAUCCCGAAUAGAAAGCGAUCCACUCCACCGUCAACCCAGCGUUAUAAUCCUCGGACUGGACAGCAUGUCGCGCAUGAAUUUCCAGCGGACAAUGCCCAAGACGCUGAAUUUUGUAAGAAAAUCCGGCUGGUUUGAAAUGGAGGGAUAUAAUAAGGUGGCGGACAACACUGUGCCCAAUCUACUUCCCAUCCUCACUGGCCACAUGGCCAGUCAAUUGGAAAAUAUUUGUGAAAUUCACUCGUAUGGCUGCUUGGAUAAACUGCCUUGGAUUUGGACUGAUUACGCUCGAGCUGGCUAUACCACAGCCUUGGGAGAGGAUAUAUUGGGCGAGGGAAUAUUUGUAAUGGAUUUGCCCGGAUUCAAGCAUAAGCCAGUCAAUUAUUAUCUUCGUCCCCUGCUGUUGGGAAUAAGUCGCGUCCUACGCACCUAUAAAAGAUUCGGUUAUGAUUACUGCAUUGGACGCCGGCUGAGCUUGGCCUAUGUUUAUGACUUUUGUGCGCAGUUUACAGCUCGAUUCGUGGAGGAACUCGAUCAGCCGACAUUUGCCCUAUUUUGGAGUUGCACCUUCACACACGACUAUUACUUUGGUGCGUCGAGCUUGGAUGCAAAAUUCGUGGAGUAUUUGCGUCUAAUGGAGAGACACAGAUUGUUCGAGAGAUCAAUUGUAAUACUUAUGAGCGAUCAUGGAGCGCGGUUUGGUGAUCUUUCAGAACUGUCCGACAGUUUCUUAGAGGAGCGUUUGCCCAUGCUGCAUGUUUACCUACCGCCCUGGUUCCGCGACACGUAUCCAAAAUAUGCUGAGGCCUUGCAACUAAAUCGCAAUCGUCUAAGUUCCAAUUAUGAUUUGCACAAUACGCUGAGGCAUAUUCUGCGACUGAAUGCCUCAACGCCAGAGCAACUGCCUCUUAUGGCCACAUGUCCCGGUAGCCAGUCGUUGCUCCAUCCUCUGCCCGUGGAGCGCAGCUGCCAAGAUGCAUGCAUUGGGGAGCAUUGGUGCACGUGCAACGAGUUUAUUAAUCAAGCCCUGGAUGGGGAUAUAUAUUUGCUGGGCAAACAAAUUGUUUAUCACAUCAAUCGCUGGAUGGUUCUAAAUGGUUUCAAUAAAUUUUGUCAACGCAUUUUACUUCAGGAUAUGGAAAAUGCCGAGAAGAAGGUGCUCUUCGAGGAGAAUGGCAAGGAGACAAUUUAUGGCAACAUUGGCACUUAUCGAUUGCGUUUCCGCACCCAUCCCGCCGGGGGUAAAUUCCAGACAACAUUGCGCUUCAAUCGCGAUUUGAAGACCAUUGAGAAUUUGUUUGUGCCGGACAUAAGUCGCCUGAAUAGCUAUAAGAAUAGUUCACAGUGUGUAAACAAUAAGAUUGCGAAGAAAUUCUGUUUCUGCUAUCCCAAAGGGACAUUAAAUGCAUUUAUGGUGGACUGGAAGAAUAUGAAACUAACUACCCUGCAUGCAUUUUAAACUUCCAAUAAUAUUAUUAUUGUCUAUCAAUAAAAAUUGAAUGUUAUCUGGGUGAAAACUUUCAAUAAUCCAUUGCCCUAAAAACUAAACUUAUUUCAAACAA
Molecule: messenger RNA, 2325 nt
Organism: Drosophila grimshawi
Lineage: Eukaryota; Metazoa; Arthropoda; Insecta; Diptera; Drosophilidae
Exons: 2
Coding region: 12-2222 (736 amino acids)
Source: RefSeq, a predicted model, not a curated record